Molecule: messenger RNA, 1987 nt
Organism: Colossoma macropomum (tambaqui)
Lineage: Eukaryota; Metazoa; Chordata; Actinopteri; Characiformes; Serrasalmidae
Product: cytochrome P450 2J2-like
Exons: 9
Coding region: 39-1574 (511 amino acids)
Biological process (GO): xenobiotic metabolic process
Cellular component (GO): intracellular membrane-bounded organelle; cytoplasm
Molecular function (GO): oxidoreductase activity, acting on paired donors, with incorporation or reduction of molecular oxygen, reduced flavin or flavoprotein as one donor, and incorporation of one atom of oxygen; iron ion binding; heme binding
Source: RefSeq, a predicted model, not a curated record
UAAUCUCUUCACUCUGCCCCAGCCCAGCUGCACAUAACAUGCAUGUGCAGACAAACACAUCACACACUCACAUGCAGGACUUUUCCCAAAUUCCAGCCAUGUUUUUACAGUACUUAUUUUCCCUUGAUUUUAUGAGCUGGUUGAUAGGAAUUUUUCUUUUCUUGCUGCUUGUCGACAUCAUCAGGAAUAAAAAUCCAUCUAAUUUUCCACCAGGACCUCGUCCUCUGCCGUUUGUGGGAAAUAUCUUCACUGGGCUUGACUUCAAAACCAUAGACAAACUCGCUGAGGAGUAUGGGGAGGUUUUCAGCCUGAGAUGGGGCAGUGAGAAAAUGGUGUUUAUCUCUGGAUACAAAAUGGUAAAGGAGGCCCUCAUCACUCAGCUGGACAGCUUUACUGACCGUCCUAUCGUCCCUCUGUUUCAUAAAGUCUUCAAAGGACUUGGUGUCGCCCUCAGUAACGGGUACGUGUGGAAGAUGCAGAGAAAGUUUGCCAACACUCACCUGCGGCGUUUUGGUGAGGCAAAGAAGAAUCUUGAGCUGAGUAUCCAGCAGGAGAGCGUCUUUCUGUGUGAAGCUUUCAAAGAGGAAAAAGGUCCUUUUGACCCUCAGUUCUACCUGAACAACGCCGUCUCAAACAUCAUCUCUGCUCUAGUAUUUGGACAUCGCUUUGAAUAUCAUGAUGAGCGUUUCCUUACUGUCUUGCGACUGGAUGCUGAAGCCAUCCUAUUGGCAGGUUCUGUACGGGCUCAGCUGUACAACGCCUUCCCACGUCUCUUUGACUAUGUUCCUGGCCCUCACCAGAAGAUUUUUGCCAACUAUGGCAAAAUUGUAGAUUUCCUAACUGAUGAAAUCAGAAAGCACAAGGAGGAAUUUGAUCCCUCAGACCCACGGGACUUCAUAGACGCUUACCUGGUAGAAAUGGAGAAGAAAAGCAGUGACCCUGAAGCUGGCUUUAACAUUGAGACAUUAGUAGUGGCUACACUGGACAUGUUUGAGGCAGGGACAGAAACUGCGGCCACAACAAUACGGUGGGGUCUUCUCUUCAUGAUGAAAUACCCAGAGAUACAGAAGAAGGUACAAGAAGAGAUAGACAGAGUGAUUGGGCAGUCACGUCAACCCAGCAUGGCUGACAAACCCAACAUGCCCUACACUGAAGCGGUCAUCCAUGAGAUCCAAAGAGUAGGCAACGUUGUUCCUCUGGGUUUCCCUAAAAGUGCCAGUAAAGAUGUAACACUGGGAAGAUACUUCAUACCAAAGGGCACUGCAGUGACCACAAACCUGUCAUCUGUGCUUAAUGACAAGACCGAGUGGGAAACCCCAGACACCUUUAACCCAGGACACUUUCUUGAUGAACAAGGCCAAUUCCGCAAGAGAGAUGCCUUUCUGCCCUUUUCAGCAGGUAGGAGGGUGUGUGUAGGGGAACUGCUGGCACGUAUGGAGCUCUUCUUGUUCUUCACCUCUCUGCUACAACGCUUUACAUUCACCCCUGGCCCGGGAGAGAAGCUGAGCCUGGAGGGCCAGAUGGGUUUCACGUACGCCCCCAGCCCCUAUUGCAUGUGUGUGAUUCCACGCUGAGUUUCCAUACACAAAGAUAUGAGAUAUGAAGAAAGUGGAGGAUUUUUCAGAGAAUGCUGCAUCAAGAAUACAAACUAGGCAGAUAUAUAUAUAACCUGUACUGCAGAUAUAUAUAUAUAUAUAACCUGUACUGAAAAGGGCAUGGAAUAGGCAUGUAUAUAAAAGGGGGCUAAAAAACGUUUUGGACAAUGCAUAUGCAAUUCUUUCUUAGUAUCGUCUCAUGGUUCACCUGUCUUGUAAGCUGCCUGUGUAAAUCAUCUAUUUGAUAAAUUCUGUGUACAUUACUGAAUUACAUAAAAGGCUUUUAUGGCAAUGCAAGAACAAAUGUAUAAGUAUGCUAUCAUUUAAAAAUUUUAGCAUGCUGUGCUGCUAUUGGCCCAUACAAAAUAAACAAAGUAAGAUUGUGUUUGAUA